Messenger RNA from Alligator mississippiensis (American alligator), 2385 nucleotides. It is a transcript of the gene NOP9, whose product is annotated as NOP9 nucleolar protein. NCBI's taxonomy places the organism in Eukaryota, Metazoa, Chordata, Crocodylia, Alligatoridae. The record is from RefSeq and is a predicted model, not a curated record. Gene Ontology annotation, molecular function: RNA binding. Gene Ontology annotation, biological process: ribosomal small subunit export from nucleus; endonucleolytic cleavage in 5'-ETS of tricistronic rRNA transcript (SSU-rRNA, 5.8S rRNA, LSU-rRNA); endonucleolytic cleavage in ITS1 to separate SSU-rRNA from 5.8S rRNA and LSU-rRNA from tricistronic rRNA transcript (SSU-rRNA, 5.8S rRNA, LSU-rRNA). The transcript has 10 exons. Bases 38 to 1822 code for a protein of 594 amino acids. Gene Ontology annotation, cellular component: 90S preribosome; preribosome, small subunit precursor; nucleolus.
GGUGCAGGCCGGGAACGCCCUCAGUUGGUGCCGGGCCAUGGGGCUGCGCGGGCGAGCGCGGCGCGGGGCGGCCCCGGGGCUGCCCCGCCUGGAGCCCGCGGCCGCCGAGUACUUCCAGCAGGCGCUGGCCGCGCUGCAGGCCGGGCUGGGCCCCGACGGGGACCACGAUCUCUUCGUGACCAACGUGCUGGCGGAGGCGGCGGGCGCGGAGCUGCCCGUGGCGCUGGACCCCGCUGGCUCCCGGCUGCUGGAGCAGCUGCUGCCCCGCACCUCGGCCCCGCAACUCUCGGCCCUGCUGCGGCCGCUGCUGCCCGCCCUGCGCCCGGCCGCCGGCCACCACCACGGCGCGCGGGUGCUGGAGGCCGCCCUGCUCCGUGCCGUGCGCCUGCUGGGCGCCGAGGGGGGCGAGGCGGUAGCGGGGCUGGUGCUGGAGGCUGCGGCUGCCCUUACGGGGGAGAACCUGCCCGCCCUGGCCUCCGACCUCCACGGCAGCUUCGUGCUGCGGUCGCUGCUGCGGGUGCUGGGGGGAGCCCUGGUGGGCUCUGUUGCUGCUCGCCCGAUCCCUGGGGCAGGGACCCUUGUGCCGCAGAAGAAGCGGGCCGAGGCGGGGAGUGAGGGCCCGCUGGAGUUCGAGGUGCCCGAGUCCUUCCUGGCUUGUCUGCAGGGGAUCGUCGCCAGCUUCCAGGAGCACCUGGCUGAGCUGGUGCCCCACAGAGUCUCCAGCCUCUGCCUGCAGGUGGCCCUGGAGGUCACCAGCCAGAAGCUGCCCAAGACCUGUGCUGAGCUGUGCUGUGCUGUGAUUGGCUACCUGAGUUCCCGGAAUGCCUCUUCCACAUCCAGCCCUUUGCUGGUGUUCCUGAAGGACCCCACGUGCAGCCGGGUGUUGGACAAGGUGCUGGAGGUGUCGGAGCCCCGGGCCCUGCGGAUGCUGUAUCGGCAUCACUUCCAGGGCCAGCUGCAGGUGCUGGCGGGGCACGGUGUGGCCAACUUUACCGUCCAGCACCUCAUUGCUGCCGCCCCUUGCAAGAUGGUGAAUGAGUGGUGGGAUUGUGGGAACUGGCUUGGGCUGGGGAAGGUGCUGGCAGAGCUGGGCCCAGCCUUGGAGGAGGUUCUGGCCUGUGGGCACCCUGGGGUGCUCACGGCCCUGCUGAGAGCCUGCCGGCAGCAUGGUGCCCACCAGCAGGAGGCGCUGCAGAUGGUCCUAGAGGCUUUCCACUGCUGGGACCCACCUGCCCGCCAGGAUUUCUGCGCUCCUCUCCUUGCUUCCCUGCAGACCUAUGAGGCCUACUACCCAUCAGAGGAGGGGCUGGGGGCAACAGAACAGCAGCCUGGGCCCCUGCCUGCCCUUGGCUCCAUCUCCCUCCACGGCUCCCUCCUGCUCCAGCACCUGCUGCACUUUGCCAACCCUGGCCCUGUGCUGCACAGCCUGGCAGCGCUGCCUGCCCUAGACCUGGUGACACUGGCCUGCAGCUCAGCUGGCAGCCACGUUUACAACGCCCUCCUGGCCAGCUCUUCGGUGUCCCCCAAGCAGAGGCGCAAGGUGCUGCGAAAGCUUAAGGGUCACUAUGGGUCUCUGGCCUGCAGCAAACAUGGCAGCCGGGUUCUGGAUGCUGUGUGGAAUGGGGCCACCCUCCCGGAGAAGCAGAAGAUCGCUAUGGAGCUUGCCCCACAGGAACAGCAGCUGUGUCAUGACCCCUUUGGGCGCUAUGCGGUCCGCAACUUCGCCCUGACCCAUUUCCGGAAGCGCCGGAAAGACUGGGACCAGGUUCAGGAGGCUGAGACGCGGCGUCGGGAGCUGUUUGCUGAGAUCCUGGAAGACUGAGCAGCAGGAAGCUCUGCUGGACUAAUUGGAGAGAGCUUGGAGGACUCUAGCUUGGGGCUCCUUGUCAGCCUUCUGUGUUUAGCCACAGAGAGCCUGGAGGACCAAGUGCUAGAGGGCUGCCAUGGGUUCUUUUUGACCCCAUUCAUCCUAAAGGCACUGGAGGACUGACUCCCCAAAAGGCCCCUUAUGCCCUUUGAAAUGAUAGAGAUUCUGGGGGGAGCCAGAAAAGCUCCUCAUGCCCCUUCUUUUCCUAACCACGGUGGCUGGGGGAACAAAGAGAACUGUAUGCUAGAAAGACUGUUGGACUUUGCAACCACAGAGACAACAAAGCAAGAAAAGGUUAUGUUCUUCUGCUCCUAACCAGAGAUCACAGAGGACUCAAGGGGACACCUGGGAAGUGUGCGUGAGUGUUUGUUUUCUUGUAUCCAGUGCUCUUUGAGCUAUAGAGCUUUUGGAGGACUCGUCUUGCUAGGAGGGCUGCUCUGACCUCUCUUGGGCAAUCUGCUCCCAGCUGAGCAGGAGUUGGGUUCUACCCCAUCUUUCUAUAAAAGCAUCUAUUUCUC